Fonsecaea multimorphosa CBS 102226 is the source of this 1794-nucleotide messenger RNA. RefSeq lists its product as uncharacterized. The transcript is spliced from 4 exons. Lineage: Eukaryota; Fungi; Ascomycota; Eurotiomycetes; Chaetothyriales; Herpotrichiellaceae. The coding region runs from base 1 to 1794 and encodes 597 amino acids. The record is from RefSeq and is a predicted model, not a curated record.
AUGCUUGUCGCGGAAUCCCAGCAUCAUCAGGACCAAGCCUCAUGGGGGAAGACAAGGCAGAAUCUCCUCCAACAGGGCAGCCUGUCUCGGUUCCGGCUGGGAACACUGGUUCAGAGGGAGAGUCGACGAAAGGCUCCUCCCACGCAUCAUCAUCACUAUGCGCCGACAACUGCCCAGCCACCACCGCGCAUCCAGGAUACUGGCCAACUGGUUCCUAUCUCACAGCCAGAUCCAUUCCUGGAUCGGACAUUUUUAGGCCCCGUCAACGCUCAACAGCAUGCUCUUCUACAAGAAGAAGAUGAAGAAGUGCAAGCAGCGGCAGAGACGGUAUAUAUCCCUUCAAAACUCUUGCGCACUGUGCUGGACACGUACAGGCGAGAAAUGUUUGCCUCGUUUCCACGAAUCGUCCGUGGUCCCGAGCUGGAGGUUCUUGAUGAGUACAUCAACCUCAUCGUCCGAGAUGAACUGCCCUUCAAGGUGAUACCGGGGAUCCGUGCGGUGUCCGUGUCGUUUUUCUUUCCCAUAUCCUUCCAGCACCAGGGUCUGUUCGAAUGUACCAUGGCAACAGCGCGCGGCAUGUUCGAAAGCCGCCGGACACCACCGCCCUUCAAACCCAGCACGGCCGUGUUCGGGCAACGUGCACGAGCGAUACGCUCCGUCCGUGAUCUGCUAUCUCAGCCCGCGUCGUUGCAGGAUGAUCGUGCACUGAUCGGGGUGAUGCAAUUGAUGGGGACGCAUAUCAUCACCGGCGAUAUCGUGUCGUUUCAAUCGCAUCAUAAGGCUGUCAAACAGAUGAUCGAGCUGCGUGGCGGCCUGGGAGAUACGGAUGCGCAUCGGGCGCUUCGAGGCUUUCUUGGAAUGAACGAAAUGUUUGCCCUGAUGUUGAAAUACAUGACCAGCACCAUGCCUGCCGCUGCCAGGCCCUCACAGAGCACAUCGCAAGCACCCUCAAGCACCACGACACAACCUCCUCCCAAUGUUGGCCAGACAUCAUCCACCCUACAACGUCCGGGUACUACUACUCAGCAACCACCUUCGCCACCACCAGCGAUACCCCAAUUGAAGCUGGACUACCCCGUCCCUCCCUUUUCAGAGCAUCUCAACCGCAUGAUCUCCCGGCUGCCCCCGGGUCUCGCGGCGCUAUCUCUCACGGGCACCAUUUCGACACAGAUGAUCGCGCUCCUCGCCCAAACCGCGCCCUGGGCCGCCCUCACAGCCGGUACCCCCAACCCGUCAGCCACGGUCUCUCAGAGCGACAUCUACCGCCUGUACUGCGAGCCCAUGGAGACGGCCAGAGCCGCCCUUUCUAUUCUCCUCGCCCUGCCGCGCAUCUCUGACGAACCCAAACUCGAACACGCACUGUGUAUCGGCCUGUGCCUCUCGAUCCGCGGCGCGAGGAACACGGCGCGCCCGCCCGCAUUGCAUAUCAGGUUGCUUGCGGAUUUUGGCGCCGUGGUGCGGUCGCUGAUGACUUCGACCAGUAGCAGCAACGGCAGCAACAGCAAACCCCGACCGCUAUCGCAGCCCGAGCAAGACGCCGUCGUAUGGAUCUCCUUCCUCGCCGCCUAUGGCAGCGGCCACCCGGCCUUCCAGCGCCAGGUCGACGAUCUGCUGGAUCUGGUCCUGCGGAGUUACUCGUACGGCGGCCCCGCGCCGAUGCGGGAUUGGGGGUACUUGGAAUCCUUGCUGAGAGGUUUCUUCUGGUUCGAGCCCCUGGGAGACGAUUGGCGGGAGUUGUGGCAUCGUGUCUGCGUCACGAGGAUGCCGCCGGUGCCGCGUUCUGGGAUUCAGUAG